AGCUUUCGGAUGCCUAACGCGGACAAUCCAUAUUGUUCGAUUCAUUCGGAAUCGUUUGAAAAAAGAUCAAUCCCAGUGUGCAACGCAAACAAUCAGCCCGGUCGCUUAGAAACCACACGUCCCAGUGUGCCACGCUCCAGGUCCCAGUGGGCAGGAGGCAGGAGGGAGGCUGUGGCAUUCUGGGAGUUGUAGUCUCCGGGCAAGUCCCGCCUCUAGAGCGGCUUCGAAGGCCUGCGUGUGGAGAAAAGCCUCCAGGGAGAGCGGCGCUGCCCUACAACCUUCGCCCCCUUGCCCCCGCCUCUUCCCCACAACCCAAAAUGGCCGCGGGUGUGGAUUUUGGCGACCUAGAGUUAUUCGAGGCGUUUGACCCUCAAGAGGAGUCGACCCCGAAGCCCGUUCACACCCGCUUCAAGGACGACGAGGAGGAGGAGGAGGACGACGACGACGAGAAUGGGGUGGGGGACGCGGAGCUCCAGGAGCAGCUUCGGCACUGCGAGGAAACCAUCCAGCAACUCCGCGCCGAGAAUCAAGAACUUAAAAGAAAAUUGAACAUUCUGACAAGACCCAGUGGCAUACUGGUGAGCAAUACUAAGAUAGAUGGACCCUUAUUACAAAUUCUGUUUAUGAACAAUGCUAUUUCAAAGCAGUACCACCAAGAAAUAGAAGGGUUUAUAUCAAAUUUAGUAAAACAAUUUGAGGAACAGCAAAAAAAUGAUGUGGAAAAGACUUCCUUCAGCCUUUUACCCCAGCCAUCCAGUGUUACGUUGGAAGAGGACCAUAAAGUGGAAGAAUCGUGUGCCAUUAAAAACAACAAGGAAGCUUUCAGUGUAAGUUUGGACUCUUCAUUUUUAAUUCUGCAGAUGUGUGAUUCCUGUUUAUCAGUUGGGUGGCUUAAUGAUAAGAUGGUGUAGUCACAUGACUUGAUAGGAUCACAGCGUUUUCUUGUAAUAAACAGUAUUGUAAUUGUCAUCCUCUAAAUAUCAUUUGUUCUUUAGUGAUUGUUGCGCGCUGUUGUGAGGACACAGUAUACUUUAUUCACAAGAGUUUGUAUUGGUCCUGACCAGCCUCUUCAUGUUAUCUUGAAAAUUUUGACUAAAGAAGUAGAAAGGCUUACACACAGAUGAAGCUGAGAGAAGUAGCUGAUGUAACAUGGCAUGUUUAAAACCUGAAAUGUCAAUAGGCUUAAUUAGUUUGUAAAAGCAAAAGCUUAACAGGGAGAACCUAUAUUUAGGCCUUCAGUUCUUUCACAGAAUUCAUUGGUAUCAAACCAUUUUGUAGCAUACUCACAAAGGAUGACUAGUUUUCAUGCUAUGGGAUAUGCCCCCGAUAAUACCCCAAUUUUAAAGACAUGGGGCUGCUGAGAUGAUGAAGAGCCGCAAGUCUCAUGAAAAAACUUGAAAGGAAUGUUGUGUCUCUGCAAAUUCAAUAGUAGUUGUUACGUAUCACGCUUCAUAGCAUCUCUGGUAGAAUAGGAUUAGUGAUAGACUUUAGAACAAGAGGUGCAUUUGAGCUCGGUCUUAGAGAGCUCACACAGGUGUGGCCUUGGCGGCUCAUCCUUGUAAUCCCAGCACCCAGGGCAAAGGCAGAAAGGAAAAGGGAAAAGGUUAGGCUGGGCACGUAGCUUAGUGGUAGAGUACUUACUUAGGAUGUGUGAGUCGCUGGGUGGUGGUAUCAUUGCUGCUGUUAUUCUUAGCCUGGAGAGAUAGCUGAGCAGUUAGGACGGGUACCACUCUUGUGGAAGAACUGAGUUUGAUUCCCAGCACUUAACCUGGGUGCCUCACAACCACAGAUAACUCCAGCUGCAGGGAUCCAACACCUCUAGCCUCCCCAGGGACUGGCAUUUGUAUCACAUACACUCAAACAC
Molecule: messenger RNA, 1864 nt
Organism: Peromyscus eremicus (cactus mouse)
Lineage: Eukaryota; Metazoa; Chordata; Mammalia; Rodentia; Cricetidae
Gene: Zcchc8
Product: zinc finger CCHC-type containing 8
Exons: 5
Coding region: 318-911 (197 amino acids)
Cellular component (GO): catalytic step 2 spliceosome
Molecular function (GO): RNA binding
Source: RefSeq, a predicted model, not a curated record